UGCACAUGAGGAGAUGCUUUAAUUGCAGCACGCAGGUCUCCCUUGACGACGGUCCCACGCGGGGCCAGCCAGUCAAACGCAGCAGCAGCAGCAGCAGCCAGGCCAGGCGACGGCGCGCACCCCGGCGACCCAGCGAGCAACCACCUGCUCCACGACGACCAUCAUCACCAUGCUGGGCCAUCUCUUCUCCUUUGUCACUCCGACGCCAGUGCUCGCGCCGUACUUUCAUCCAGUGGGGCACAACGAGCAGCAGAGCACACCGCGCGCGCAGCCUUCAAAACCAAUACACGAGCGAAACGACAGCGCCGAUAGCGACGAGACCGUCUUCUUCGAGUCGCCAGAGUUCCCUCGGCCACCGCUCCCUCUCCACGGGCUCCAGCAGCACCAACCCUCGCCAGCCCAUCAUCCAACUGUCCACCACGACAGCAACGACAUGGCACGCCCAAAACAGUCGUCAAUUCACGCUCUCAACGCGUACUUUGUCGAGGCGCUGCAGAUUCCUUCCGACGAGGCCAAGCGACUCGACUAUUACUCGGGCAAGGAGAGCCUGUUGCAAAAAGCACACAUCUGGCGCCGGUACCUCCACAGCAUCGCAGCCGCCAACAACGCCCGAGAACCAGCAGACACCCCGGUGCUCGAGGCAGCGCGGAACGUCCAGUCUUGGGCCGCGACCGACCCCCCGUACUCGCUGGAAACAUGGGACCAGGUGACCCGCCUGCAUCUGGCAUUGACGGGCGCCGUGCUCGCCUGGCGCCGUAACCCGCGCGUGCGUGCGCGCAUCCUCGCUCGGAAUGUACGCGGGCUGUAUUCCCUCGGACCAGAAGCGCGCUUCAUCAAAGAGGGCUUGAACCCAGUACGCGUGCUAGGCGAGAUGGACCAGCGCGUCGAGCUGGCCAUCAACUCGGGCCCGUGGCGGCGGCAUGCACGGCGCGACAACAGCGUCGCGGCGUGCGUGCAGCCGAUGGACGCCGUCGUGGAUGUUGUCGAGAAGAUGGUUGAGACGGGCUGGGUCGACCGCGCCGUGCUAUUCCCAAAAGGAUCGCUGCUGGCCGAGCCAUCACACGAGGGGGUGAAGCGCGAGUACCGCGCCUUCCUCUCGGACCAGAUGGAUGCGCAGCGCGCAAAGCAGGCCGCCGGCGCGGCAUGCCACCGCACUGGGGCGCUGCUGGAGAAGGGUGGCUCGGUCGCCGACGUCGCCAAGGCGGCUGUCGAGUGGCCAUCAGAGUUCCGCGCGUGGCGGAUAGUGCAGCGUGCCGGACCUGGCCCAAAAACGAGCAAGAGCAUCGCCUCGACGUCGAGCAGCGAAGCGGGCAUGGAGACGCUCGAGGCGGUCGUUGCCCCACGACUUGGCCUGCGGAAUGCGUUCAACAAAAUCGCGCGUUCCACCUCACGCGACAACGAUGAGCGCGCUGCCGUCAUCUCGCCGCGGAAGAAGGGCACCAUGUUCUACCGCACAAAUAGCAUCACCGAGCAGGCGCCACCACCGAUGCCCGGCUCGCCAACACAGCCGGCGACGUCAGCGGCAGCGGCGGUGACAACAGCACAACAGGAGGCGAAGCAGCGCCGCAUCCUCCGCCCGCGCACCUCCAACGGCGGGGGUCUCUUCCGGCGCAGCUCAGCGAGCCGCAGAGAAAAGGAGAACAGCAGCCUGAAGGGCAAGGCGCGUAACGGCAGCCUGUCGCAGAGCAGCACGUCGACGUCGGCAAGCAGCAUCGCGAGCACGGACGACGCGAGCACCAUCGUGUCGGUGUCCGACGCGGCGAGUAUCCUCCAAACACCCAAAACUGUCAACAGCAGCCGCCUCGGGCCAGAGCGCAGCGCGCCGACCAAGCCGCUGUGGACGGGCCCGCUGGGCGGCGCCGGGCCGGGCGGGGUGAUGAGCAUCCCGUUCUGAUGUCCGUCCUGUAGGUUGUACGAGCUAGCUACUGUAGUGGCCAUUGUAUUCAUUUCAUUGGGG
Messenger RNA from Vanrija pseudolonga, 1957 nucleotides. RefSeq lists its product as uncharacterized. Lineage: Eukaryota; Fungi; Basidiomycota; Tremellomycetes; Trichosporonales; Trichosporonaceae. The coding region runs from base 170 to 1894 and encodes 574 amino acids. The transcript is spliced from 4 exons. The record is from RefSeq and is a predicted model, not a curated record.